GUGUUUCUUACGACGUUUUUUGAACGCGUGAUCGCAUGUUAUUUUUUAGACGAGUGAAAGAAUUUGUAUUUCCUCGAUAAUUGUCGUCGCGUUUGAGAAAUGUGUUUAUCUAGUGUACGCUCAUGUAAGAUUACUUAAAAUGAUCAGAAAAAUAGUGCAGUGUUACGUCUUCAUAUUGACUUUAUUGGAUAUAUCACUCAACACCAAAUUGACAGCCCAGGGAAAGAGCCAUGAUGUUACUGUGCACGAUUCCCUUUUAGAAGGGAUAACUUUUCAGGAAUGGGGCAAGGAGUCCCCUGCAGCGGACGCGGACACGGGCGGCACGGGCGAGGCGCUGCGGUUGUCGCCGGCGUCGCUGUCGUUCGGACGCGCCGCGCUGGCCGCCGCGCACCACCUCACCGUCACCGUCACCAACACCGCCAACACCACCGUGCAUCUCGCCUCCGUCGCGGGCACCACGCCUGACUUCCACGCUUCCUUCUUUGAAUCUAAGACUUUGCCACCGCAAGGGAACACGACGUUCAGUGUGGUGUACCUGGGGCGGCGCGAGGGGCCCGUGUCGGCGCAUCUCUACAUAUACACCUCGCUCGGCGUCCACAAAUAUCCCGUGCAUGCGACAGGCGUGGCCAGCGAGUGGGGCGUGUGGCCACUGGUGGGGCUCCGCGUGCCGCACGACGCCUCGCUCGAGCCGCUGCUGGAGCUGCAUAACCCCACCGAUCAGCCGGUGCAGGUGAAGGAAGUAUACUCGUCGGGUGCAUGGGUGUCGCUGUCCCUACCGGGUGGCGCAGGCGGGGUUGAGGCCGGGGCCGACGGACAGGGCGGGGCCGGGGCUCCGGGCGAGGCUUGGCGCGUGCCGCCGCACGAGACGCGCCCCAUCGUGCGCCUCAAGCUGCGCCCCUCCAUGGACCGCCCGAGACCCGCCUACAUCAGGAUCAAGGGUUCGUGUGUGGGCGGCCUGGCGGGCGGGCUGGUGGUCGGCGUGGAGGCUGUGGCCGCGGGCCCGGGGCCCUACCUGGCCCCGCCCCAGCUGCGUCUGCGGCUGCGGGGCUCCAGCGACCCGCCCGGCACGUGGGAACUUAUGGCGGGAAACAGUGGUGAAAGCGCCGUGGGUGUGGGCGGCGCCGUGUGGGGCGCGCGCUGCGAGCGUCGCCCGCCCGCCCUCCAGCCCCGACCCAGCCCCGCCCCGCCCUACGGCGACUCCGCGCCCAACCCAGCGCUCGCCGCGCGCGCUAACGGCGCGAAGGCCGAGGGCGUGUCGGUGCGCGCGCUGACCGGUCAGCUGGCGCCGCACCAGGCGCCCGUCACCGCCCUGCAGCUCACGCUUAACUAUGACCGUCUGUGGGCGUCAGUGGAGGGCGGGCCGGGGGCCGGGGAGGAUGGGGACGGGGCCUGGUGCUCGGGGUGGGUGGUGCUGGGGCCUGCCGCCAUGCCCUACAGUCUGCGGCUCCUGCCCGGCACGCUGGCCCUCCAGCCCACACAUCUACACAUAGUGACGUCGGAGGGCAACAUAAAGGAGCGCUCAGUGCGCGCGCGCAACGAUUUCUCCGUGCCUGUGCUGGUGCACGCCAUGCACUGCGGCCCACAGCUGCUGCAGCACUUCCAGUGUACAUCGCUGGGUCCCCUGGUCCUGGAGGCGGGCCAGCAGGCCACAGUGGGGCGGGUGGCUCCCUCCCCGUCGGCCCCUGGCCCGGGCCCGGGCCCGCCCCCGCUGCGUGACAUCAUCACGCUGCGCACCAACCUCACGGACUACACGCUGCCCGUGGCGGUGCAUAGCGGCGCCUUCACGCUGGAAUGGGAGUGGCCUAACAGCAAGCGCGGCACGCUGCAGCUCGGCAGCAUCGGGGCCCGCAGCACGCGGCGCAUAGGGCUGCGGCUCCACAACGCGGGGCCGGGGCCGCUGUGUGCGCGGUCAGUCCGCGCCGCUCUACCGCCCGCCUCCGCCUCCGUGUCGCUCGCGACCUGCCUCCACUAUCCGCAGCCGUCGCCUGACCAUGCCUGCCGGUGCGUGGAGGGCGGAGGCUGGCUGCAGGCGUGGCUGACGGUGGUGGCGGGGGCUGGGCCCGGGCCCCUCACCGGCUCGCUGGAGGUGGAGAGCCAGCACACCAGCCGGCGCUACCCCCUCACCGCACGCGUCACCGCCGGCCGCCUGGCCGCGCGCAUAGCACCCGCACCGCAGGCCGCGCCGUAUUUGAACUCGUGGGCAGCGCUGGUGGUGGACAACUCCAUGUCGCUCAGCGUGCGCCUGCUCGCCCUCACGCAGUCGGACGCGGACGUGCCCGUCGAGUUCCAGGUCGUGGGUUCGGGUCGUUUGCGGCGCGGCCGGCAGAUAGCAGGCCGCGUCCGGCUCGCGGUGGAGCACGCGUGUCAACCGCAGGACGCUGCCGACAACCGCACGCAUGACGCAAUCUCACCGCAGCCAUGCUACCUCGGCCUGGCGCUCGAUACGCCCGAGGGUUUGGCGUGGUUAGAACGUGGGCGAUUGGUGGACGCGGCGAGCAUAGAGCGAGAUGUGGCAGAGAUGGGCGGGCGCCGCGACAUGCUGGCCGCCCGCCCCCGCCCUCCGCCCGCCCUGCUGCAUCUGCACACCACGCAGGUGGUGCAGCUGCCGGUGCCAGUGCGGUUCUCGCUGCAGUGGCCGCGGCUGGGGCGCUGGCUGGCGGGCCCCGGGGCGCGGGGGCUGGCGGGCGGGGGGGUGCCGCCCAUCACGGGCCCCGGGGCGCCGCCCCUGACGGGCAGCGUGGGGGGUGCGCUGCCCUCGCGCGUGCUGCUCCGCAACCCCUGCAGCCGGCCCGUGCUGCUGCAGCCUGUGAUCCUGGCGCCGCCGGCAGGGGAUGCGCUGCCAGACAUACUGAAACCCUUUUGCUCUACUGAAGAGUGUGUAUUGAGCGCGGACGCGUUCAAGAUAACCUCGUGGCGAGUGCUGACUGGCACCGUGACGGGCGCGGGGGAAGCGUUCUCCCCGCGCGCGCCUAAAACGGAGGAAGGGAUCCCCACCGCGUUCCUGCUGCAGCCCCGCGCCGAGCUGGAGCUGGGGCUCACCUUCAGCCCCGCGAGAGCCGCGCCGCUGCUCUCCUACCUGUACCUGAGAAACAACUACACUAUCGUGGAGACGGUGCCGCUGUGGGGCCUCGGCGCGCACCCUAGCUUCGAGCUGGGCGGGCGCCGGCCCGGCUCCGCGGCGCCGCUGGUGUUCGAGCUGACAGAGUGCCCGCCCCCCGGCGUUGGGCUGCGGCGCCAGCUCCUCCUGCGCAACACCGGGCCCGUGCCGCUGCGCCUGCGUGACUGGCGCCUCGCCGGCCGCCCCUGCGCCGCGCGCGGCUUCCGUCUGCAGCCCUGCGGCCCGCUCGCGCUGCAGCCCAACCAGACGCGCGCGCUGCGCCUCGCCUUCCAUCCCGACUAUACGCUGGCGCGCGUGCCCGCCUCGCUCACCGUGCGCGCCGACGCCGCGCGCGCCGAGUUCCGCCUGCGCGCCGCCGCGCCCGCCCGCCUGCUGUACGCCUGCGCCGCCCAGCAUCCGCCUCCGCCGCCGCCCUUCGACCCGCCGCUGCGCGUGGGCGGCGCCGUCCUCGCGCUGGCCGCCCUAGCGCUGGUGGUGGCGGCCGCCGCGCUGGACGCGGAGCGGGCCCUGCGCCGCGCCCGUCACGCGCGCCCGCCGCCCGCCCCGCCGAUGCACGCCCCGCUCGACCUGCGCGCCGCCGCCCGCGUGCCUCUCGCGCCCCAGCCGCCCGCCCCCGCCCCGGCCCCGCCCGCCCGCCGCCGCCGCGCCCCUCGUCGCCCGCCCCCGCCGGACCCGCGGGCGCCACUGGCCGAGCGCCGCGCCUUCGAGCGGUGGCGAGCGGAGGUGCUGCGCCGCGCCGACCGCGCCGAGGAACACUCCGGCGAGGACGCCGCCGCGCCGCCCCCGCGCCGGACGCCCUCCCCGCCGGACGUUGAUCCGGAUCAUACGCCCGAGCUGGACGAGACAGGGCCCCCGUCCAGCGACGAGGCGGGCCGCUCGGGGGACUCCUCCGUCGGGUCGGACGAAUCGCCCGGCGAGGAGCCGGAGGAGCGCGACGACAGCGAACGGGAGACGCGCUCGGCGCCCGCGGAGCACCCGGCGGACGACCCUCCCGUUCCGGCGGAGCCGGAGACGGACCCGACCGGACGAAUCGUGGAGUACCGGAACGAGACGAGACCCCGCGAGCCCCCGCGGCGUCCCGAGCGGCGAGCGGAGACGGCGGAGGCCCGCGCGCGAGCUGCAGCAGCUCGGGCGCACGCUCGGCGCGCGGCGUGCGGGCGGCGGCGCGGGGGCGGAGAGCGCUCGACGGCGGGCGGGACGGGCGGCGCGGGCACGCCCUCCCGCAGCCCGCCCGCCCUGCCGCCUGCGCCGGAAAUGCGCGCGCCCGCCGCCCUGCGCUGGGGCGCGUCGUGGAGCGAAGUGGUGGCGGCGGGCGGAGCGCCAGCGGUGCCGGGCGGGGCGGCGGGGCCGCCGCUGCCCCCCAUCGGGUCGGACGUCCGGCGCCACCAGCACGCGGAGGAGCGCGCGGACCACUCGCUGUUCUACUUCAACGGCGAGCAGCCCCCGCCGCCGCCCCCCUCGCAGCCCCCGGAGCGGUUCCCCUGGCGCGCCCCGCCCGCGCUCGACCGCCCCCAGUAUCCCGCCCCCGUCGUGCACGACUACCUGAGCGAUUUCGACGAACAGAGCCCCGGCGCGUACGGGUCGGUGUGGGCGGGCGGCGCGUGGGCGUGGGGCGGAGGACUGGGCGUGCGGCCGCCGCCCGGGUUCAGCGCGGCGCCGGUCCCGGCCGCCCCCGCCCCGCACACCCCGCGUGCCUACGACCCCUUCCGCUCCCUCGCUGCCAUCUGGGCCCCCGGUGCAGGAGCCGGUGCCGGUGCCUUCGAUUGGAGGACCGCCGCCCCGCCCGCCCAAGCCCCGGACGAACCCCGUCCGCAACCGGACGAGUAGGCCCGCCCGCCCUCGCCCCGCAUCUAGUCGCGACGCUCCGGCGUCACCCGCUCGGUCGUCUCUCCGAAGACUGAAUAAACUUACGUUUCUGAGCACUAUUGGUUUCAUUGCAGUGCGAUUCACACUAUAUAUGCCGAUUGUGAACUUGGUACCGAGCCCUAGUAGGCUCCGUGAGAUUCGAUAAAAUCCGCGCGGACCUUAAUUUCGAUUACUGUAAAUUGACUUGCACUAUCUUCACAGCCGCCAUUGAGUUUGCAUCGUACUAUACCUACCCCUCGCAUUGAGAUCCUGUUCCCCCUUGUAGGGAGAAACUGGUAACCAUUGAUAUAAAACUGGUUACCCCCUCGUUUCACCGAGAAACAAUUCAUAUACUAGUUUUAAACAAAAUUUGUAGAAUACAUGUUGUGACCGUUCGAAACAUUACUUCGUUUACACUGCAUAUAAGUAGUAUCUUUAGGUGCUCUCCCACUAUCUGUGUUGUCGCGAACGAGGCCGCGCCGCGCAGGGUUGCCAAACGUAUGAUAACUCAAACAUUCAAGAUUUAGCAGUAUAUACAUGAUACUAUCUCGUACACUUUGAUAUGAAAUUUGAACAAUGUUGACUGUGCGUGUCAUGUAAAUUAAAUGAGCCACAGCCGAAG
This is a messenger RNA of Chilo suppressalis (striped riceborer), 5585 nucleotides long. The record is from the annotation of a GenBank genome assembly. NCBI's taxonomy places the organism in Eukaryota, Metazoa, Arthropoda, Insecta, Lepidoptera, Crambidae.